AUGACACGUGUCACAGUUUACUACCAAUGGCAUACAUUACUUGAUACCAUAAACAUAAUGCAUCAUAUCAUCCAAUUAAAUACACUUCCAUACAUUAGUUUAUGCGAUAAUCUAUACGUGAAUUCUAUUGUAUAUAGUGAUCACCCUACCUGUCAUCUGCACUAUACCUUCACUCAACCACCACCUUAUCUGUCUCCUCCUUUAAACAUCAAACACAAAUGGCAUCACGCUGGCUCAUGGAGCCAAGAGAGAAGCCUUUUUACUCACUUCCAACCUAGACCAAGUACUUCUUACCCUGACAGACGAUCAGACAGUUCAUUUCUUAAUGAUCUAGAUGAAGAAAAGGAGAGAGAUCAAGCUUCAAUAAAGGAACUCAAGAUUAAAAUGCAUGAUGUGUACAAGAUAUCAAUCUCAUUGCUUGAUCAUGAUGACAGUAGUGGUCUGUCAGAUAAGUUUACCCAGCUCUGUCUCAAGUGUACACGAAGGGAUGACACAUAUAUCGUUCGACUACUACAUCCACCAGAACUACUGAAAUAUCUUGCACAAGAUGUCUCUGAUCAAGGAUUACGCAUCAGUAUCGUUAUGACUCGGUCAGACGAUGGUCAGUUUACUGUGAAUGAUAAAGAAUGGCCAUUACGAGAUGAGCGUGAUUCUAGUACGACAGAUGAAGAGAGUGAUCAUGAUUAUAAAGAAGAAGAUAUAUUUGUGGAUGGAAUGGAGGAAUUGGAUGAAACAAGUCCACUGGCUACUGGUGCACCUCCCUUGCUUGAGUUGCAACAGCCAUCACGACCGACUGUUCAACAUAAGGUUUCCUCUUCCAGCGUGCCACUGAUGAAGGUGCCACAGCCAGCCGCUUCAAAUUCAACACCAACCCAUGCAUAUAAACAGUUUGAGAAACCAUCAGAGGUGCCGCAAAAAAAAGUGGAUGAUGAUGAUAAUGACAUCCAAGUGUCUGAUACAAACGAAUCUAUUUCAGAUAAGGAGAUUUCUGUUAUUACAGUCCCAGAAAGCGAUCCACUUGCGCUACAGAGAGCUUAUCAGCUAUUUACUCAAUUUAUAAGAUCGACCGAAACACCCACAACAGUAAUUCAAGAACCUUGUCGAGAUAAUGGAUAUGUGACAGUCAAGAAGAUUGAUGUCCCUGACCAUCCUAUGGGCGCCUUUUUAGUCGAAACAAUGUGGAAAGAUUGCAGUCUAUGGGAUGUGAAGGCAGUGAUUGAAAGCGUAGGUGCACGAAAGGUGUGGGACAACACAUUUGAAAACAGUACGCUUCUACAUGCUCUGACGCCGACCAGUGCCAUAUGGCAUACAAAGAUCCAAGGUACUUGGCCUGUAAGCCCUCGCGACUAUAUCUGUUUUCAAGGACAGUAUGCAUCUUCUUAUAUGGUGGAUCUAGUCUCUACCUCCUGUGUAGGUGAAUCAUAUCGUCAUAAGCCUUUACCAAAGGAAAUCUCAGGAUACACUCGAGCUACAAUGGAUGUCAUGGGUUGGCGAUUGGAGUAUGCGACCAAGGACACCGUGCUGAUGAAGGGAUUGAUGAUGACUCAGUUCUCGACCUGGGUCAUCAACUACAUCACCAGCCGUUACCUCGUGCAGUCUCUAGCCGCUGUACAGAUGGCCAAGGACUAUCUCGGUAUGUAUGGUGCACCUCCUAGUUUGGAAAACCUCAUGAACGCUGUUCUGAUGAAUCUGAAGCAUGAUCAUGAGCGCAAGACAUGGCGGUGCGAGUACAGUCGACGUACAGAGAGUGACGAUAAGGCUGCCAAAGUCAUGGCGGGUGCUACAACUACAUCGCUUAUACGCAUCGAUAAACGGCGUUGGGCCCUUUCGACAGGCAACAAAUAUUCCACCAUCAUCGACCCACCUCCAUCGCGUGUGUCUGCAAUUGAGAGGAUACAUGAUCCUUAUGGUGUAUGGCUCAUUAUAGAACAUGAUGAAGUCUUUAUUAUCCCCUUUCAUGGAAAGAUAUUGGUCAUCAUCAAACCUGAUGAUGCUGCAUCAUCAAUCAAGGAGCCGGUUCCUGAUUGCCAGAUCUCCGUAAAUGGUGGACCCAUUGUGGUUGAAAAGGAGCGUGCAAUCCCUGAGCAGAUUGAGAAGGAAUUUCAGAAAGCUGUGUCUCAGGCGAGCAAGGACAAGAAGAAGUUCAUAUCCGAGGAACAUGCUGUCAGUCGAGCCAUUGAUCAGCUAUCGGUACCACCUCAAGAGCACACACAUGCUGUGCUGGCAUUUCUUAAGCGAGCGGAUGAGCAGUUUGGAUGGACCGCCGUCUCUGAUAAGAAUGGUAUAAAAACAAGUAAGCGGUCUGGGGCGAAGCAGAAAAAGAAAGAGCCCGACUCGUUUCUUCAGGAUACAUUCACAAUAGAUGUUCCUGAGCCAUUCAUGAUCUACAAGGCUUCAAAGGUUAUCGAAAACUAUUCUGCAGAGGAGGUUCUAGCUGUUGUGAGUGAUAUACAGAAUGUUAGAAAGGCAUAUGACGAUACUAUCGAGGAGAUUGAUGUUUUGCGCCAUUUGAGGCCAGGCUGUAGGGUCGUUCGUCAGACUUUGAAGGCGAUAUUUCCUUUCAAGCCGAGAGAAAUUUAUACUUACUCAUGUUUAGCUGAGAUGCCAUCUUCUGAUACGCUUUCAUCCGUUAAACGUAUGGUGUACAUGGAAAGUUCUAUUCCUGGGUUUCCCAUCGUCUCCACCAAGAAGCCACGAGGGAACUUGUUUAUAUCAGCCUGGAUAAUCGAAGCCGUGGACCCCUAUACGACAGCAACCAAUUAUCCUAUUCCAUCCACACGGGUUACAUAUGUCGCAGCAUUGGAUCUAGGGAGCCUUGUGCCUUCAUAUAUUAGUAAUCUCGUGGCCAACAGCUGGUUUCCCAAAAAGAUUCAGGCUGUUCUCUCCUACUUGAAGUCAAAUGGACCACCGCCAUUUAUAACUGAACCACUGCCACUAUUGGCGCAGUCUACAGAGUCUGCGGACAUAAAGUGGGAUGAGAUAUCAUCUUUUUACGAUAGAGAUACGCAUCGGUUUAAAGUGCGCUGCCGUCUGGAGAUACGUCAGGAAGAGAGUACGGCUUCAAAUAAAAGAUCAACAAGCGUUUCAAGAAAAGGCUCGCUUGAAACUGUGGGUUCAGCUAGCAAAGCCGGCGCCGAGGAAGGCGAACUAGUGAAAUUUGGAGACCAGCGUUUUCCAGCCGAUGGUGGCAUACGCCGCGGCUCAUUUUCUUCAAAUGCACCUAAAAAACGGAUAAUGUGCACAGAGAACAAGGACAAGUUGUCUCAAUCUACAAGUGGAAGUAAUACGGCAGCAACAUCAACUACUAUUACUGCGGCAAGGGAUUUUACGUUUUUAAAAACAACAAUAGGGCUACGUUCUUUCCCUAAAGGAUACGAAAUACAAACUCAAUUAUUUGAUACAACCCAGGCGGAAAAACACAAGAACCUGACCGAUAAAUUAGUCAUUCAUGUCUCUGAACCAGCAUUAACGCAGCUGACAGACAACAGCAAUAACCACAUCAAGCACUCUGUUCAUCUCAAGACACAUGGUCUAUCUCCAUCCACACUACCAGGCAAGUACGAAUUUGAGUUUGACCUCUUGCCUAUCCCUGAAGAGGAUUCUGGUCAUAAGGAGUCACGCCUUACUGUUUCACAUGUCCUUGGAGAAGAUGAGAGCAAAGAUAGCAGCUCAGAGGCAAAAUGGAACGGCAGAGUGAUUGUAAACGGCGACCGAAUUGAAAUAGGAAAGGAUGCUCAAAUCAAAGUCUGUACAAGGGAUGUGGAAAAGUCCGAAGAAAGUAAAAGCCACAACACUCUUCAAUCGAAGCUACUGGAUGAUGACAAGAGGAAAGAGCAGAGUGAACAAGUGCCAAACAGUAGUUUGCAAGAAGGUACAAGCCGUAGUGUUGCUGUUACUCAGUACAUGCCUGGUGGCGUAGUAGCUUCUGCAUUAGGAAACGUAUCCGCUGGUGUGAAUAACUUUAGUGCCCGUAUGGUAUUUCCAUUUAGAACGAUUUCCAAUCCUUCUCUUCAAACUCAUAAUAACAAAGUGGGGUCAUCUUCUUUACCAACAACAACAACAAAAGCAGCAGUAGGGGAAGAAGGAAAUGCUGGAAAUACCAAGGGCUAUUCCGCAGUUGAUGGAGAAUACAACCCAGCCGUAUCUACAGGUAACAACGUGAAACAGCCUGUGAAUAACGAGUUAUCGGCUCUUGUGCAGCAUGACUCACGAGUAGCAGCUAUGAGUAUUAGAGAUAUCAGGCGUAAUCAGUUGUAUUUGUGUUUGAUAUAUAUUGGUUUUGCAGUUCUUUUUGCUUUACUGGGAUUAUUGUAUUACGAAAGACCAUAUAUAUCAGGCAUCAAUGAAGAAAAUGUGCGAUUACUUUUACAAGUUCCAUGGUUUAAAGGAUGGAAAGUACAAAUAGUUGCCGUAAAACAAUAG
Molecule: messenger RNA, 4422 nt
Organism: Rhizopus microsporus ATCC 52813
Lineage: Eukaryota; Fungi; Mucoromycota; Mucoromycetes; Mucorales; Rhizopodaceae
Exons: 4
Coding region: 1-4422 (1473 amino acids)
Molecular function (GO): lipid binding
Source: RefSeq, a predicted model, not a curated record